GCGGUGAUUGGAGGGGGUCCGGGGCCGGGCCGCAGGCGGGGCCGGGAGGUGACCGGCAUCAUGGCGUCCACGCCGCCGCUGCGGGACCGUCUGAGCUUCCUGCACCGGCUCCCGAUUCUUCUGAAAGGAACGGCAGAUGAUGAUGUCCCGUGUCCAGGCUACUUGUUUGAGGAGAUCGCUAUGUGUGCCAGAAAUCUCCCACGAGUCCCUGGGCAGCAGCCAGUGCCUCUUGGAGUACCUUCUGAACCGUCUGCACAGUGGCUCCGGCCGAGUGAAGCUCAAGGUGCUGAAGAUCCUGCUCCACCUGUGUGGUCAUGGCUCCUCGUCUUCCCUGCUCAUCCUCAAACGCAACCCCGCCUUCAUCCAGGAAGCUGCAGUGUUUUCAGGCCCCCCAGAUCCUCUCCAUGGGAACAGCUUGUACCAGAAGGUGCGGGCGGCUGCCCAGGACCUGGGGAGCGCCCUGUUCUCUGACACCUUGUCACCUCUGCCUCCCUCCCAGCUGUCCAGGGCCCUGCCUCCAGCAGGCAUGGGCUCGCAGUCCAGACCCCAGAGCGCCCUCCAGGGCUUCGGCUACAGCAAGGAACGGGGCCGCAUGGGCUCUGCGGGCGAGGGCUUCUUCUCCACCAUCCAGAAGGCUGCAGAGGUGGUGGCCAACGCUGUGCGCCCCGGGCCCGAGAGCCCCACCACCCAGAGGUCCCUACCGCGGGGUGAUGCCUACCAGCCUGCCAUGACGCCUUCAGCCAGCCACGGUGGCCAGGCUUCUGGGAAGCCGCUCUCCAGAGCCCGCCCAGGUGCCCGAGGAAGUGUCCUGAGACCCCAGCCUGGGCAGGCUGGAGGGGGCUGGGACGAGCCAGACAGCAGCUCCAGCUCCCAGACUUCCUCCCAGGAGAACGGCGACCCAAGCAAGGCCUCGGACUCAGGCAGUCGGUCGGGCAGUGACAGUGCCUCGGCGGCUAGCCAGGCACCCAGUGACCUGGCAGAGCGGGUUGAGGCCGUGACCCUGAGUGACUGCCAACAGGAGCAGAGCCUGGUCCAGACUGUGACACGUGGGCCACGCGCCUUUCUGAGCCGAGAGGAGGCACAGUGCUUCAUCAAAGAGUGUGGGUUGCUCAACUGUGAGGCCGUGCUGGAGCUGCUGACCCGCCACCUGGACGGGCCCAGCGAGUGCGUGCAGAUGAGAGCCCUGGGUGCCAUUGCAUCCCUGGGGCGCACCGACCUGCUCUCCCAGGAGCACAUCCUGCUCCUCACCCGGCCGCGGCUACAGGAGCUCAGUGCAGGCAGUGCCGGACCUGUGACCAACAAGGCCACCAAGAUCCUGAGGCACUUGGAAGCCUCCUGCCGGCAGCGGCCCCCUGCCUGGAGGCCCCCAGCUGAGCCGGGCCCCGCUGCUGCCCACGUGGGCCCGUCAGACCUGCUGACUGACACCGUGCCUUUCGCUGGGAGCCAAGCCUUCCUGCAGCCUCUGAGUCCCACCCUCUUCCCGCCCAAGGACUCUGCGCUCCCCCCUCCCCAGGAUGGCUCCUCCCUCUCAGUCCCCAGGGAUGCCAGGGAGGUGGAGAGCAGACUGGCGGGUUCCAGAGAGCAGGGGGCCCCAUCUGAGUGGAGCCCGUUGGGCACAGGCUCCCCAGAAGGAGCGCCAGAACUUAGCCCGGGGCCUAGCAGCUGCCUGCAGAGCCCGGCAGCCAAUGGCAGCUGCAGCUCCUUGUUUGCUGGAAUGGAACUGGUGGCUUGUCCCCGCCUGGUGGGGGCCGGGACUACCACAGAAGGGGCCCCCCAGGCCCCCUGGACAUUGUCACAGAAGGUGGCAGUGAGAGAGCCUCCUGGCGCAGAGCCAUCAGCUUUUCCGUUUUUAAACUCAUGACCUGGCCAGCCUGGGCCACACGUGGAGUCCUCAUGGCCCCCGACCUCUCACUCCCAGGACCCUGUGACUUUGUGUUGUCCUGUUUGCCCACAGCCCCCAUGUCCCACCAGGAGUGGUUCCCUUUGGGCGUCUGCAGCCGGCCCUGCUUUCCCUCCGGCUGCUUCCCCUCACUCGCAGAGGACGAGGGACAGGAGGCGGCUCACGAGCCAAUCGAACAGCCAUUCGUCAAGCCUGGACGAUACGCCAGGAGUCCACCAGCCAGACGGAGCCAGGCUGCACCGUGCAAAGGAAUCCAACGGGGGCCAGCUCCCAAACGUUUUCCUGCAGGAGAAGAUGGACCCCCCCCCCACACACACACGGGCCCUUGUGGGUGUGGUGGCCGCAGGGAGAGCCGUGCCGGUUUCUAGGCAGAAUUAGGAGCUGAGCGGCUUGUUCAGAUGGGCAGCUGUGGGCCUGGACUGCUGGGUUUCCUGCCAUGCAGCCGUCUGGUUGGGUAGGGUGACCACGCCAUCUGUGUGGCCCCAUCUGGAAACAGGCCCCUCUCCCCGCGGCCAGAGGGAUGGGAGGCGGGAGCUGUGGGGCAGAGGCUGCAGCAUGGCCUGCCUGGACGGGACAGGAGGGGAGGCCUGGCUCCUCGCUCAGAGCGCACACGGGCACAUGGAGAGGGGCACCCAGCUCCACUGUGGAGGACGCGACAGGAGGAGACUGAACCCAGGCCAUGACUCUUGCCAAGCUGCUAGUGUUUCCAGGUGACUGCAGAGAGGAGGGCACGGGCCUGCCUCAGUUUCCCUCCAUGUCCCCUGUACCAGAGACUAGCUGUUUGGACUUGAAUCCCUGUAGAGCGGGCAGGCUUACAACAGGGCCUCAGCAGUGUGGCCCUCAGGGGUCCCCUGGAGACCCACGCCUGCCUCGCAGAAACAAGGCUUUCUGUGGAUGUGGAACCACUGCUUGGGUCUUUAUGUUUGAGCUCAGAUCACUGCCCCCUUGGUGUCCUGCUUCCUGCAGACUGCCCGGGGCGGUCACACCACCUAAAUGUCCUAAGUAAACGCUAGUGUUCCCACA
Molecule: messenger RNA, 2923 nt
Organism: Zalophus californianus (California sea lion)
Lineage: Eukaryota; Metazoa; Chordata; Mammalia; Carnivora; Otariidae
Gene: TEPSIN
Product: TEPSIN adaptor related protein complex 4 accessory protein
Exons: 13
Coding region: 137-1861 (574 amino acids)
Cellular component (GO): trans-Golgi network membrane
Source: RefSeq, a predicted model, not a curated record